GAUAUUAGGGUUUUUUUGGGAUUUUACGUACGAACGCAUGAAAAAGGCUGUUUAUGUUUCCUUGUUUUACUCAGAUGAAACUAGCAUAAAAUUAUGAUACUUAGUUACACAGACUCACGAUUUGAUUGCCUCUUUUGGUGUAUGGAAGCACGUGCACACAGGCACGUACGCUUAUGUAUGCAUUUACCGUGUAUAAUACUUAAUUAAUAUCAUAUAUUUGAAAGAAUUGAUUACACAAUGAAAAAAAAACCCAAUGAAAUAAAGCUUUUACAAGGAGAUGCUAUAAUCCAAUGGACAAUAAUAUGAUGUUCAACAUGUACGUAAGACCAUGAUUAAUCUCGGUCUUUUAACUGGAGUUUUUAGAACAUGAUUCUCUGAAUUCCUCCCCCAUUAAUCAUGCUCUUAGCUUUUCUUAGUAUAUAAGAGCCGUCUCUUAUCCGAAAAAUGUAAAAAAAAUGUGUCAAAUCAUGAGUUAAGAAGUCGGCUAACAGACCGGGGGUUAAUCAUAAAGUACUUCGUACUGGUGUAAAUGCGUUUUGUGUGUUUAUAUAUGUUUGUUUGUACGAUCAUAUACAUUUACAAUGAUCAUACGGUUUGCUUAGAUAACUGAGUCAAGAGCGAAACUCGAAUCUUGACAUUCAAUAUGUACGUAUGUUUUUAUGAUGUUUUGUGGACUCACCAAAAACCAGGUUUUGCAUACAUUAUUGUGUUGCCAAACAAGCAUGGAAAGCAUACUUGAACGCUAUGAUCGCUAUUUGUACUCAGAUAAAGAACUUGUUGGCAGAGACAUUUCACAGAUUGAAAAUUGGGUUCUAGAACAUGCCAAGCUCAAGGCAAGAGUUGAGGUACUUGAGAAGAACAAAAGGAAUUUUAUGGGGGAAGAACUUGAAUCUUUGAGUUUAAAGGACCUUCAAAGCCUGGAGCAUCAGCUCGAUGCUGCUAUCAAAAGCAUUAGGUCAAGAAAGAACCAAGCUAUGUUCGAAUCCAUAUCAGCGCUCCAGAAGAAGGAUAAGGCCUUGCAAGAUCACAAUAAUACGCUUCUCAAAAAGAUUAAGGAGAGGGAGAAGAAAACGGGUCAUCAAGAAGGACAACUAAACCAUUGCUCCAACAAUUCUUCAAUUGUUCAGCCCCAGUACUGUUUAACCUCCUCCAGAGAUGGCUUUGUGGGGAGAGUUGGGGGAGAGAAUGGUGGAGCAUCGUCAUUGACGGAACCAAACUCUCUUCUUCCGGCUUGGAUGUUACGCCCUACGACGAAUGAAUAGAAUUAUCUAUAUAUUAUAAGAUAAUUAAUGCUUGAUAUUUUCAUAAUGUAUCUCAGCAUUUUUGUGAUCAUUAAUUAUUAAAACUGAUAUAUGUUUUAGCUACUCUUUGAAAAAUUUAUAUAUGUGCAAUGAUGGACUUACAAUGUCAAGACAUAUGUACGCUGU
Messenger RNA from Brassica oleracea var. oleracea, 1427 nucleotides. RefSeq names its product agamous-like MADS-box protein AGL8. The transcript has 8 exons. Gene Ontology annotation, biological process: positive regulation of transcription by RNA polymerase II. NCBI's taxonomy places the organism in Eukaryota, Viridiplantae, Streptophyta, Magnoliopsida, Brassicales, Brassicaceae. Gene Ontology annotation, molecular function: protein dimerization activity; RNA polymerase II cis-regulatory region sequence-specific DNA binding; DNA-binding transcription factor activity, RNA polymerase II-specific. Bases 660 to 1262 code for a protein of 200 amino acids. The record is from RefSeq and is a predicted model, not a curated record. Gene Ontology annotation, cellular component: nucleus.